AAAAAAUCAAUAUAUCCCCAGACGUCUGAGAGACGUAGAAUUCGGGUAUUCACCGUUGUAUAUUUUGUGAUAUUUGUACUUUACCUUUAUAUCCUAAAUAUACCCUACUUAUAUAGAGAGUCUUGAAUAACCGCCGAAUACGUACAACAUUCGCGACAUAGCGUUCGAUGGAGGAUCAUCUAUUUCCAAGUGUUCGUCGACGUCAUUCGGAAAAGGAUCUGUAUUGUCUAUAACUUUUAAAGAUUCUGCGGACAUAAUGGCUACAGGAGAAGAAGAGAUUACAGAUUUACUUUGGGAAGAAAUGAAGACUCUUGCUGUAGAACAGCAACAAUGCUUGUAUGAGCUUCUUCCUGAUUGUACAAUAUAUAAAUGUGAUGAACAUAAAUAUCUAAAACAGAAUAUUGGAUAUGCAAUUUAUGGGCCACCGAAAGAGACUGAGAAUGCAGAUACAACACAAAAUAGCGAUUGUUUUUACAAAACAGAAAAUCCAAAUGAUAUAGAUACAACCGAUACGGAUGCAACUGAUACAGUUGAUUAUAAUGAAGAUGCUAAAAAUCUUAUAGAUAAAAUAUAUAAUAAGAUAUGUAGUUGUACAGUAGAAAUUGAUAAUUCUGAACCAAUUUAUUUUGGUAUAAUUUAUAAUAUGAUAUUCCGUCUUAAAACAAAUACAUCUACGAAAACAGAAACAUCUAAGAAAAAAGAAAUAAAGAAGGAAGUAAAGAAAAAAACAGAAGAAGAUGUAAAAGAGGAAGUAAAGAAAGAUGAAUUGCUUAUCGUUUCUCCCAUCCCUAUUUUUGUAAUCAGAAAAAGUAUUCAGAAAAAAUCCGACACAAAAAAUCCGAAGAGCGUUAAGCAAGAAAAUACAUCGACUACUGAAAUACAAUAUGAGACAUGGUAUAUUGAUCUCGGUGGCAGAGUAUAUAAAAGUUGGACAGACUAUAUAGAAAAUAAUAAUUUACCAAAGUGCACUAUGGUUCUCCCAAAAGAUGGUUUUUAUCAAGCAAAUCCAGACUAUCCAGUUACAGAAGAUUAUUCGACAGUUUGGCUGGAUAUUAUAGAUUCUCCUGCAUGUUCAUUGGCAACAAAAAUCUGCAAUGGAAUAGACAUUGCUUCCAGUAUUGUAGGACUUGGAACAGCUGGCUUAAGUGUUGCAGCAUUGUUUACACCUCUUGCACCAGUUGUUGCUGUGACAGGUCUUGCUGCUGCUGGGGUAAGUGGUCUUUGGGCAGCCGCCCGAAGUACUCAACAAUUAGUAAAACGCAGUCAACAUGAAGAAUCAAUUCAUCUUUUGGAUAAAGAAGCAUUCGGACAUUAUCUCGGCAUAGCCGGCACUGCGUUUGGAUUAGGAGCAAUUGGGGGAUCAGUAAUUAUUUCUCACGCCGUUGCACGCGGUAUAACAAUAAACUCCAUCGCAAGAAUAACAUUCAAUACUGUGCAAGGUGGCAAUUUGCUUUUGAAUGGCAUUGGCAUUAUAUAUCAAAGUUAUUGUAUGUAUGACAAGUAUCAGACAGAGAAAACUGUCAGUAUUGGGGAUGCGUUAAAUUUGGCGACGCAUAUCAUGUUUUUCUGCGGCUCUGUAGUGAAAAUCCAAUUCGCUAGUGAUAUCAUCGAAAGUACCCAAGGUAAAAUCAUGACUGAUUACAAGGAGAAUCUUGGCAGCAAGCGUCUCCGUAAAAAGUAUAAUCGAAUCGUGCGACGGGCUGCUGAAAAUAAUGAAUGUAAGAUAUCUGAAAAUGCGGAAGUGAUACGCUACAUAAGAAAUCGUCAAGAAUUAGUGCCUAGUCAGUCUGUAACUAAUACCAGCAGUAAGCAGAUACUAAAUGAUACAUCACGUAAUAUUGUAUGGUCAUUCGAACAUGGUAAAUUAGAAGUUAAUGGUAUCGUAUUGUUAGAUCCUGUUGAAUUUGUUCUCCGUCUUGUGAAACUGGGCAUAUUUAUCGAAAUCGAUCAAAAUAGUUCAUCUGGCUCACAAAAUUAUGCUAAUGAUUCUAAUAUUGAUCAAUUAGAAAGAAUACUUUGUGAGUUGUUAUCAAAAUUUUAUUUAAGUAAUGACUGUCCAACGAAAUUACCAACAGUGUCUGAUUUUGAACCACUGCUAAGGGAAAUGAGUUCUAUGAAUUUUAAUGAAGAUUGUUUAAAGAAGUUGUUCAAAAUCGUUGAAAGAUUAAUGAAACGUUCCAGAAAUAUGAAAGAUUUCUUACUCAAGACAUUUGCCUUUGUUUGGCAAUAUUGUAAAGCGAACUUAAAACAAUGGGGCUUGAGCAUGUGUUAUUGUACACAAAGUGUUUCCAGCAACAAGGUUUUGCAAAAGAUUAUCACUGCAGUUUUUGAAGCAAUUGAUAUGAUGGUUAAUAACUUAUUUAGUGCUUUCGCAAUAUAUAUAGAUGUUUAAAUUGAAAAUAUGAAAAAAAUUAGAAAAAUGCACAAUAAUUUACAUAUAAAUCAAGAUUUUUUUGUAGAAAUGUGCCUUAUAUAUAAACAGUUAAUAAAGUUUAAGUUUUAGAGUACAAUAUUAAAGAAUCUUCAUCAGCACAUAAAUCCAUGCCGAUAUGUUAUUGUUUGAACAGAUGAAAAAAAAA
Molecule: messenger RNA, 2579 nt
Organism: Pogonomyrmex barbatus (red harvester ant)
Lineage: Eukaryota; Metazoa; Arthropoda; Insecta; Hymenoptera; Formicidae
Source: RefSeq, a predicted model, not a curated record